AUGCGUUUCAUCUACUGGGCUGCGGCCACCCUUCCAGGGGCCCUUGCAGCCCCUCUUAACCCCCAGAACCUCCAGAAUGCAGUUAACCCGAAUCAACUGAAGAACCCCCUGACUAUUGGUACUGGAACAGACCCAAUCAGCGAGUUCCUACGGAAGUUGAACAGUGGCGAGCCCUUCACAUCUUCCCCUCCUAAGGCAGCAGGCGGCGCUCCAACCGUCCAAAAGAGGGAGCCCAUCAACCCUCUUGAGGUCGUCGAUGGCCUCGCUCGGAAAGUCACCGGUUCUUCCACCGGCAUAGCACGUCGUGGAUCGUUCAGUGAUGAAAAGGCAGCAAAGAAGAAGUUCGGACAGAGACGCGGCCUUUUCCCUUUUGGUGGUGACGUGCGAGGCGUCCAUGCAGGAAACGCUGGCCUCGAUGCUAACAACCUCGGCCGUGAGAAGCGAAAUGAUGAUGAGUUCCCAUUCAACAACCAGCAAAAUGGCCAGCACUCUGUCAUACUUAACCCACUCCUCAAGACCCAUGGAAAUGACAUUAACCGUGGGUUCGGGCGUCGCAACUCAGCUGACGAGGUUGCGUCAAAGCAAGUCAAGCGAAAUGACGAUGAGUUCCCAUUCAACAACAAGCAGAAUGGCCAGCACUCUGUCACCCUUGACCCACUCCUCAAUACCCAUGGAAACGACCUUAACCGCGGAUUCGGUCGUCGUGACUCAGCUAACGAAGUUGCGUCAAAGCAAGUCAAGCGAAAUGACGACGAGGGCCCAUUCAAAAACCAACAAAAUGGUCAGCACGCCGUCAUAACCAAUCCAAUGAUGACCACUGAUGGGAAUACCAACAACCACGGAUUCGGCCGCCGUGACUCCAUCGAUGAAACCGAGCCCAAUGAAACCGAGCCCAAGGAGACAAAGCCCAAGGAGGCCAAGCGAAACAAAGAUGAGUUCCCCUUCAACAACGUGCAAAACGGACAGAGCAGUACCGUAAUCGAGCCACUGCUCAACACCCACGGCAACCUUAAUAACAAGGGCUUCGGUCGUCGUGAGGUAGAGAAAGUCAAGCGUAACGGGGAUGAGGGCCCGUUCAACAACCAGCAAAACAGCCAAACCAGCACUGGAACUGACCCCUUGCUUCAAACUGGUGGGAAUAUUCACGACGAAGGGUUCGGUCGUCGUGAUUCAGCGGAUAAUUAGGGGCAUUGAAGUACAUCGAGCGAGGUAGCCAGUAAUUGAUAUGCUUGUGCCGUCCAUUUCACAACGGGUGCGUUAUGAAUUUGGUAUGUAUCCAUAGGGAAAAGCAGUCUGGGCAGCAGCACACUCGACUAGGCGUUUCUUUGCCUUGGUUGAAUUCCCGCCUUUCGGCACAUGUAAUUACGCGUUUAAUACUUAUUCCCUGGUACACAGUUAAUAUAAUAAUCAUCAACUUCACUGGUUCCUGAGAACAAACCGGAAUUCAAUGCGAUGCGUCUGCUAUUCCCAACGGGCUUCCCCCCUAACUCUGCUGCACCAAGAGUGGAGUCCCAUGGGUCGGACAAUAUGUUGGUGAAACUGCAUGGGCGGUUCGAUAACCAAGCAUCGCACAAUCAAAAUGAGAUAUCACAGAAAAAGUAAGGGAGAUAGUUAACCGUAUAGCUAUUGGUUGGAUAAUUAGUUACCCCUAGGAAAUGUGAGACUGUUGUACAAGGAGCUGGCAGACACCUCACUUUGUAUAUACGAAAAGAGUGAGGCUUUCUGGUUAGUUAUAGCGUCGUACACGGGAGGGGAGAGGAAAAUACCUGUCUAGAGGCCACCCAACUAACAUCUAAUCAGAAAGCUGAAUGUGCAACUGCCAUCAAGUCCAAUUAUCUUGAGAUGCCGAGGUCAAACAACGGUAAGGGGUCAGAAUGCAACCAUGGAUAAAUAUCACCUCUAUGUCCUGAUCCCUUCUGUUUUCGUCAUUACCUUGAUACAGCCUAGCUAACUCCCCCACAGCCCUGCUUACAGUUAACCAACUGCACGCCUAAAAUUGCCAACUAUGCGCUUCCUCUAUUG
Trichophyton rubrum CBS 118892 is the source of this 2022-nucleotide messenger RNA. RefSeq lists its product as uncharacterized. The record is from RefSeq and is a predicted model, not a curated record. The transcript is spliced from 2 exons. NCBI's taxonomy places the organism in Eukaryota, Fungi, Ascomycota, Eurotiomycetes, Onygenales, Arthrodermataceae. The coding region runs from base 1 to 1185 and encodes 394 amino acids.